This is a messenger RNA of Symbiodinium sp. CCMP2456, 189 nucleotides long. The record is from the annotation of a GenBank genome assembly. Lineage: Eukaryota; Dinophyceae; Suessiales; Symbiodiniaceae.
GAUUUCUUCGGCACCGAGAGACAGCAGGGCCCUCUCUUCCAGGUCUAUGCCUUUGCUGGCGUGGUUGAGAUGCUGACUACUUUCGCCAAGACCUGCAACGUCUCCAACAAGCCCGGCCUCACGCUCGAGAACGCGGGCGACUAUGCCCUGGGCAAGAAUUUCCUCCCCUCGGACCCGGCGAAGGCCAAG